CAAUCCAAGUAGUGUUUAGUAUUUGGUUGCGUCUGUGGUUGGUUGCGCCCGUUGCAGCUGUCCGAUUCGCGAAGAAAAAAACCUUGAUGCAUAUCGACGUAUUGAUACAUAAUUCCUAUGGCUUUGUUUGAUUUCGAAAACCACUACACACUUGAUUGAAGUAGGCGAUAAAGCGAACCUGCGUGUCGAUUUUCCCUUUAGCCAGAGUGGAGUGCUGACCACUUCAACAGUGUCAAUUCGCGGGGGCCAAAUUUACUGCACCGAAACGUCGAGGGUGCCUGUCGAUCAAAAUACCGAUUGUCUCCUUGGCUUAUUCCAUCGUACCGUAGAAAUGUCCACAGCAGAGUUCCUGAAGGGCCUGCCCUCUUACAACGAGAAUAACUUCACCCGCUUCCAGGCAGACUCAUCCUGCAGAACAACUGUGCGGAGGCCAUCAGUGUACCUUCCCACACGUGACCACCCCUCUGACCAGGUGAUCACAACUGAGAAGACCAACAUCCUGCUGCGAUACCUCCACCAGCAGUGGGACAAAAAGCAGAGCAGCUCAAAGAAGCGCGAUGCCGGACGUAGCGGUCUCCCCCUGGACGAUGAGACAGCAUCCAGAAAAAGGGCGCGCACCGAUACUUCCAACACCGACGCUGACUCGCCAUGAGAUUGCCAAGCAAUGUUGCCAAUGGUGGCCUGGCAGGACAGAGAGUGGUGUCCAAGAGAGACUGGGGGGUUCCUGGAAUGUCUUUGCUGGCAUUAUUCGCUGCGCAGUGGGGUCUUAUUAAAAGGAGGAAGAGGAGCUUGAGAAUGCUGGCACCAAUGAGAAUGUGCAAAGUGUUUGAUGAGUUAUGGGGAGGGGAUUGGUUGGGCUUGGGGGGUAUGCUUCUCUUUAUUUCUUUUUCUCCAAUUUGGAGGUAAGGAGGGGGGGGGGGGAGCCAUUUGUCAGCUUCUUUUACUCAAGCUGUGGUAUUUUGAAUUAGUUACUUGAGCAUUGCUCUCUUGUGAUGUCGACAUUUGUGAGAGCCUGUUAAUGUAGAGCCUCUCAAUUGGUGCUCCUUUGGUCACUUUGCUAAGCAGCAUCAUUAUCUGAUCUGUCACUUGAACUGGUUCCCCCUCUACAUGAGAUGUGCGCUCACUUCGUCGUCCUUUCCAAUUUCUACCGUCGGUGGAAAAAAAACACAGUUGCACUUUCGUUCCAUGCCGAAAUCUGAAGGUAAAACGAAGAGGGAGUGCAGAGAAGAGGGGCACGUUGGCGGUAAUUAACUCGGCCAGUGGAAAAUGCCACAGAGGGGCUUUACAUUAAAGCGCGAAGGCAUCUACCAAAGAGAGCAAAACUUGUAUAAAAAGGGCCUGGAGAUACAAUCUGCUGACGCUCAAAGGUUGGGAUAGACAACAUACAUGUUGUUUGUGCACCUCCCUUUUGUGUGACAGCAUAUAUCUAUGUACAUGUUUUCACUAUGGGAGUUGUAAACGUCAGCUGUUUGACCAUUUUUCAGUAAGAUUCAUUGCACUGGUGGAGUGAGUGAACAUGAAUGCGGUAAUGUGAUUCACAAGCACCUAACUACUUAUAGUAAUUGAGGUGCACAGUCUUGAAGGUAAAAUCUUGUGUGCAAAUAAACAGAUUAACCGAAGGCGAUGGGACACAACUUGUUUUGCUGCGCAUGUAUUGUUUUGGGCACAUGCUGUUUCACAUAGUUCAAACGGACGGCUACAGACCAUAAGGUAUUAAAUGAAAGCACCAGGCCCUAAGUCACAUUAAAAAUGUCUGAAUGCUCAUGCUCCGUUUGGUUGAAUUAGAAUAGCUUGGCAUAAAGUGCUAAACACAUUGCAGCUGGCCUGUAACCAGCUCUCAGUAGGGUCACUGCACUGUAGCAGCAGAGUUGGAAAGAUGUUUAUGUCAUUCUUUCCGAGCUUGAACUUUGAACUGCAGUAGGCAUUAGUAACAUUUCUUUGUAUGCAAGCAUAAAACAGAACCUACUGGUGUCUGUUGGAAGUUUCAUUUGUGGCUUCUGAAAGUGUACGAUGUGCAUGGGGAAGUUCUACAUUUUCAGGUUGGCAUAUCAUGCUAGAAGGCAUCAUUUAUCAUAUUGCGAAAUGUUGGGAUUGCGAUUUGUUGCGUUGAGGCGUUUACUCGAUGCGAAAACUGGGCCACGCGUAGGUACCGUUCAUUGUGUUUGCACAUUGUGCUUUCAGACUUUCACUUACUUUCUCUGUUUCCUUCAGUGAUGUGUAUUUGUGCAAGUCAAAGUGAAACGUUUGGAACACAGUUCAAUAUAGGAAAUGUUACGGUGGUCAGCUUACACACUUUAAGUCUUGCAUUUAAUUUCGUCACUUAGCUUAUGUCACUGCGCAUAUUAAGCUGCAUGUGUGCUAUCCGUUUUCGAUUUAAGCAGUCUGCUUUUAGUUGCAUCUCUCGGUAAAUUGCUUCUAGGCUAUCAAAUACUGUUUAAUGAUCUGAGUGAAGGUUAAUCAGCUACUUUCACGACAUGUGAGCACUUCAUUAUGAAUAUUUUUUACACUUUAUGUUGGAAGUAAUGUACAUUUGCAUCAUCAUUAUUGCCUUCAUAAGCAGAAGUAAAGGCAUGGUUGUUGUGAGCCUACACAGAUGACAUGUCCAAGUAUAAUACAUAACGUACCAGGUAACAUGCUAGAGUCAAAAUUAUGGUGUAAGCACUGUUUAAGCUCAGGCACAGAAAUAUAGCUGUGUAAUGGUUUUUCCUGUCCUGGGUCUAGCUUGCUUGAAGUCCGUGUAGAUAGAGCUUGCUUAACAAUGCUGCGACUGUCACAACAGUGAGGGUCAAUGCAAAGCAUUUGCCUAUGUUAUGCCAUGCAGAGUGAAACAGUGUAGUUGCCAUAGUAUCUUUUUUUUCCUCCAUUUUUCAUAACCUGUGUGAAAACCAAAACUAGACACAAGUUAUGCUGGUCGUCUAUUGUACUACAUUGUCCAAGUUUGCCACAUUAUGUGCUCAUUGGAGUAUGCUAGUGUGUCAAUGCUGUUCACGUGCUUGCCCUUGCAUGUCCUUUCUGUGUUGUUAUAUGCUCCAAAAAUGUUCAGCCCCUUGUGACAGCGUUGGGAGGGUGCUAGAGACAUUGUGUAAAUGCCGCAGUCACUGGCAUUAGUUUGUUUCGAGGGCUAUUGCGGCUCCUACUCUACAACCAUUAAAGAGCAGGGUAGUGUUGGUGAUUGCAGCACCUUCGUAAGACAUUGUGCCCCCUCUUGCUCUGGUUGCACGGGGCUGCUGCUUUUUUUUUUUUUUUAAGAACAGCUGGUAUGCAUGUAUGUUGUGUAGCUGGGGACGAAACCUUAUGGACCAUGAAUGCUGGAAAAGAAAAAAAAACAUGUCCAGGCAAAUGCAUACGGCCACAGUCCUCUGGGUGAGUUUACACUCGUAGUGGGGACACUACUGCAUCGGUUUGGACACAGACAUGAGGCACUUGCUGUGAAUUAAUUGGUGCCUUUGCACAACUUGUAGCUGCUAUCUUCGCCAGGCACACAUGCGCUCACACUGCUAAUGUCACCUGGACUUCAGGGUUCGGGGCUUCACAGCUUUAACUUAAACUCUGUGAUUCCAUUUCAAUCCCUCAUGUGACACCUGGCAAAUUCGCAAUUGGUUUUUAAAAUUGUAUGUGCUGGGUGUCUAGACGGGAAAAAUUGGCAUCUUUUUCUCUGACAAUUGUUCUAUAAGAUUUAUUAGCUGGCCGCCUAGGCAGGAAAAAUGGCAUCUUUUUCUCUGCGGCACCUGUUGACCGUAAACGUUUCGUCCCCGGUUUGCGCACAUACUCUUCAUGUGUUUUCAUGAGCACACUGCGUCAUGGACGUCAUUGUCUUCGUCGUUUCGUUCUGUUAACGAAUUGUCCCUGUCCGUGUGUGGAUCGUGUCGUGGUGACGGCGGCGGCGGCGAUGCGGAAAAAGUAGCUCCGUGUCGGUUCGGUCUCCAUGUACGCGGAUGCAUUUGCAUCCUCGCGUGCAGGCGCUUUUCUCUGCCGCCUGCCUCUUACGCGGCUCGCUUUUUUUUUUCCCUCGCCUGCCUUUUGACGCACGCCGCAAAUCCGCGGUUGCUGCUCUUUCCUCAUGGGACGGCUGUAGGAACGAGAUUUGCAAUUACAAACUAUGCAUAUCUUUGCAUUUGGAUAGCGACUAGCUAGCCUCUUCGGUUAUUUUUCUCGGUGAACCCUCGACCAGCCGCUUUUGAAGGCGUGUUUGGUUUCGUACUCUUUGUGCUGUUGUGUCGGGGGAAAAAGGCUUUGAUUUUCUUUUUUUCCCCUCCUACCUUUGUCGUUUCGUGGCGACACUGUCGCGUGGUCACGUACUCGGCCACGAAAGCUUACGGGACACGGGUUCCACGCGAAGUGCGAAUUUCGGCUCUAUUAAGGCCUGGUGCUCCUAAUUUCACGUACCACUGUGUGGUCGCGUCGGCUACGACUGAUUGAAUCUUUGGAUUCGAGGCAACGUGCCCAGACCUAGCAGAAAUUCAGUUCGCCGAUCCGUGCCCCGUAAACCUUUGUGGCCGACUGUACAUGUCUCGUACUUUUCAUUGUGUCGCGGCUUCCUGGUCUUCUUUCCCCAUUUCUUCUUUCUUUCUUCGUUUUUUUUUUGUAGCGUGGUCACGAAUGCGUGUGCGAGAAAUUGCAGUUUGCCUUUUUUAGCCACUCAAUAAAAGUUUACAGUAUG
Dermacentor albipictus is the source of this 4660-nucleotide messenger RNA. Its product is annotated as DET1- and DDB1-associated protein 1. NCBI's taxonomy places the organism in Eukaryota, Metazoa, Arthropoda, Arachnida, Ixodida, Ixodidae. Gene Ontology annotation, cellular component: Cul4-RING E3 ubiquitin ligase complex. The record is from RefSeq and is a predicted model, not a curated record. Gene Ontology annotation, biological process: positive regulation of proteasomal ubiquitin-dependent protein catabolic process.